Molecule: messenger RNA, 1299 nt
Organism: Balaenoptera acutorostrata (minke whale)
Lineage: Eukaryota; Metazoa; Chordata; Mammalia; Artiodactyla; Balaenopteridae
Gene: GPR150
Product: G protein-coupled receptor 150
Exons: 1
Coding region: 1-1299 (432 amino acids)
Biological process (GO): G protein-coupled receptor signaling pathway
Cellular component (GO): membrane
Molecular function (GO): peptide binding; G protein-coupled receptor activity
Source: RefSeq, a predicted model, not a curated record
AUGGAGGACCCCUUCAGCCCCUCAACUCCGGCGCCGGCGCCCAACCUCUCCGUACCCAUCUCGCUGGACUGGGGUCUCAACCUGACUUCCGGACAGGGAGCCCCAGUCCCGGGGCCGCCGCCAACGCCGCCGUCCGGGCCUCCCAGCCGCCGCGUCCGCCUGGUCUUCCUGGGGGUCAUCCUGGUGGUGAUGGUGGCCGGCAACGCUACGGUACUGUGCCGCCUGUGCGGGGGCGGCGGGCCCUGGGCCGGUCCCAAGCGUCGCAAGAUGGACUUCCUGCUGGUGCAGCUGGCCUUGGCCGACCUGUAUGCGUGCGGGGGCACCGCGCUGUCGCAGCUGGCCUGGGAGCUGCUGGGCGAGCCGCGCCGGGCCGCGAGCGACCUGGCGUGCCGCUUCGUGCAUCUGCUACGGGCAUCCGGCCACAGCGCGUCGGCCCACCUCGUGGCGCUCAUUGCCCUCGAACGCCAGCGCGCCGUGCGCCGUCCACAGGGCCCGCCGCUGCCCGCGCGCGCCCUCGCCGCCCUGGGCUGGCUGCUGGCGCUGCUGCUGGCGCUGCCCCCGGCCUUCGUGGUGCGCGGGGGCGCCCCCUCGCAGCCGCCCGCCGCGCCUCCGGCCGCCCGCGCCUGGCCCGGGGAGCGUCGCUGCCGCGACAUCUUCGCGCCGCUACCGCGCUGGCACCUGAUGGUCUACGCGCUCUAUGAGGCCGUCGCGGGCUUCGUGGCGCCGGUCGCGGUCAUGGGCAUCGCUGGCAGCCGCCUGCUCUGCGCCUGGCGGCAGCGCCCGCCCCAGGCCCCAUCGGCCGCGGCGCCCAGGUCGGCCAGUCCCGGCCAAGCCCCCGCGCCCAACGCGCUGCCCCGCGCCAAGGUCCAGAGCCUGAAGAUGAGCCUGGUGCUGGCGCUGCUGUUCGUGGGGUGCGAGCUGCCCUACUUCGCUGCCCGGCUGGCGGCCACGUGGUCGUCUGGGCCGGUGGGAGACUGGGAGGCCGAGGACCUAGCGGUGGCGCUGCGCCUCCUGGGGGUGGCCAACAGCGCUCUCAAUCCCUUCGUCUACCUGUUCUUCCAGGCGGGCGACUGUCAACUCCGGCGGCGCUGGCGGAGGUGCCUGGGUGCAGUGUGCUGCCCGCGGGAGGGAGUCGCGGAGGACGACGAGGGCGCCCGGGGCCACCAGGCGCUCCACCGCCACCGCUGGCCCCACCCACAUUAUCACCACGCUCGGCGGGAGCAGCCGGAGGAGGGUUACUUGCGCCCACCCCCGCCGCGUCCCCGGUCGCUGCCCUGCUCCUGCGAAAGCGUCUUCUAG